AUGGAUACGGCAUGCAAAAAGGCUUUUGGAUCCUUGCGCUUGACUGGUCCACUUCGAUGUGCUGUGACUUCAUGUGUUGGGAAGGGAUUUGCAAGCGAUCUCAGCUCAACCUCGUUGGUGACAGACGACUUGCCCAGUCCUCUUGAUUUAAGGGAGCUGGAACGACUGGUCGACGAAGCGCGCGGCCCCGCUCUCCGGCAACGGGUGCUUGGUAAGGAUCGCAGCCAAGCCAAUUAUGCAUGGAGAUCAACGCUGCGAGGUUGUGUCCGCAAGCUCACCAGCACAGCACGACACCGGGACAUGCUGAAAGCGAGACAGUCGACCAUCGACCACAACUAUCUGCUUGACUUGAUUGUGCAACAGCGUGGUUUGUGUGCAUAUUCAGGUGUACCAAUGGAGAUGUUCAGGCCGAACUCACAUUGGAGGAUAUCGCUAGAGAGGAUUGACACCAGUGUGGGCUACGUUAAAGGAAACUGUUGCCUGAUCGCUCAAGAAUUCAACUCCACCGUCACAAAGGGCACCCAGCUUGAUCUCAGCAAAGGGUCAGCUCAAUGGUCAAGGCAUAAGGUUGAGGCCCUUGUGGGUGUUCGAUCUCAAGUGCCGCAGAUGCAGCAUAGCCUUCUUCCUGCUACCAUGUGUUCACGUCCAAGGCCUGUACGGAAGAUGUUCCGAGGGCCUGAUGAACACGACAACUUCUUGUGCACACGCUGCGGAAGCUGGAAGGCAAGAGAUCGUUUUUAUCCACGACUAAAAGGCGCAGUUGGUCUUCAAAGUAUGUGCAAAGAGUGCGAGAGUCAGUGGCACUUAGCUUAUCGAGGAACUCUGCGAGGCCAUGCGCAUAGUAUGCUAUGCUCGGCCCGUCAACGUGCCCUAAGAGGAGUUUGGAGCGGGACGUUUUCGCUUGACUUGUCCGAUUUGCUCAACAUGCUUAGUGAUCAGGAGGGUCGCUGCUACUAUUCCGGGGUGCCCCUUCACUGUGCAAGAGGUCCUGCAGAUUGGGUGUGGUCGCUGGAGCGCCUGGACAAUUCUGCAACAUAUACCAGAGACAACUGUGUGCUGAUUGCACAGGAGUUCAACACCCCCGAUCAAAGUCGCAACAAGAGCAGGUACGAGGUGUUCGGCACUGCACAGUGGUCACGCAGCAAAGUCAGGCACAUCUGGGGUUCAUUUUGGCCUGACGACGGGAUUUCUCGUGGCCACUCCUGA
This is a messenger RNA of Symbiodinium natans, 1206 nucleotides long. The record is from the annotation of a GenBank genome assembly. NCBI's taxonomy places the organism in Eukaryota, Dinophyceae, Suessiales, Symbiodiniaceae.